Puntigrus tetrazona (Sumatra barb) is the source of this 1912-nucleotide messenger RNA. It is a transcript of the gene ints12, whose product is annotated as integrator complex subunit 12. The record is from RefSeq and is a predicted model, not a curated record. Gene Ontology annotation, biological process: snRNA 3'-end processing. NCBI's taxonomy places the organism in Eukaryota, Metazoa, Chordata, Actinopteri, Cypriniformes, Cyprinidae. Gene Ontology annotation, cellular component: integrator complex.
GUUAUUGUGUUUUUGUUAGUAUGUCGGAACAUUUCAAGCCGCCAAAUGCUCACUGCUAACUUUGUUAAUUAGCGCUUAGGCUAAAAUUGUGAUUUACUACUGUUUUUAAAACGAGCUUUACUUAAGGACUUGAAGACCUUAAUCUCGUAUCAAUCGGUUCCAGUUGCUUACUUGUCUUAAUAACUAGACGUUGUACGGGACAGAAAUGCGGAUUUUCUAGUGUUAUAUUUUUGUAUACAAUACAUUAAACUCAAUAGGAAGAGGGCUAUUUCGUUGUCUUAUGUAAAGUCGUAUAAUAACCACUAAACAAUGGCUGGAACAGUAAGUCUAGACCUAGACCCCAUCUUUCUGAAGGGACUGGGGUAUCUUCACUCCAAGAGCAAAGACUCAGCAGAGAAACUCAAGGCCCUGCUGGAUGAGUCUUUAUCCAGGGGCAGUGACUCCAUCUAUAGGACAUCGCUGAAGGAAGCUGACGUGAGCAAGGUGUCGUUACCAAAAAUGACCAAACAAGACUCCAAAACCUCCUCAAGCUCUUCAUCAUCGUCAUCAUCCAUCACCACCAGCAGCAGUAAAUCAAGCAGCUCAGACAAGACCAAGAAAGAGAGCGAGAAGAGAUCUUUGGAAAAGAUUAGAGUUGAUCCUGGGGAAGGAGUGGAGCCACCCAAAAAACCUCGUGUGGAAAAGCAGGAGAGCCAUCCCUCGCCGAUUGCUUUUCAAACCAAGGACAUUCCCAUCCCAGAUUUCACAGACAUCGAUGAAACCAAUGCUGAUGACUUUGCCAUGGAAAUGGGUCUUGCUUGCGUGGUUUGUCGACAAAUGACCGUCACUUCUGGCAAUCAACUAGUGGAGUGUCAAGAAUGUCAUAAUUUAUAUCAUCAGGAGUGUCACAAACCUCAGGUUACUGACAAGGACGUCAAUGACCCACGGCUGGUGUGGUACUGUGCUCGAUGCACCAGGCAAAUGAAACGAAUGGCCCAAAAGAAACCUCCACAGAAACCAGCUCCUGCUUUGGCAACAGCAGCGCCUAUGCUGAAAGAUCCACUAGUGAAGAAAGCUGAACUAAAACCCAAACCGGAAACGACAGGCUCAUUCCAGGCCUUUAAGAGAACGGAAGUGAAGGCAUCAUCUGUGGCAUCAGGCACCUCUUCCAGCAGUAACUCGUCUUUGCCCCCGGGCCUCACAGGAUGGGCUGCUUUUACCAAGACCUCAAAUGUAGGACCUUCCAGUACCAAGCUGAGCACCAGUCAACCAGGCAGCAGUAAAUCAACCACACCUCCCUCUGGCUCCAAACCCGUGGGACUCUCUGCACUGGCCAACGUUAAGCCCAGUCUGGCUACUAAACCUUCAGGAAGCGGCAGCGGCGGAAGCGGCAAUGGAAACAAUGGCUCUAGCGCGGUACCCAUGAAACCACCCCCUCCACUGACACUCGGCAAGCAGGUGUUGAGCCGCUCAACUAGUGGAGAUAGCUUGGGGAAAAUGACUGUGACUGGAUCACAGUCACCUGGGGCGGCACCCUCUAGCAGCCUGGGAGGCAACGGAGGUACAGGGGGCAAUGGGGGGGGCAACGGGGCAAGUGGGGGCAAUAGCAGCAGCAGCAGCAACAACAGCAAUGGAGCCAAAGCCUCAGCUGAUGGCAAGACGCCCACUUCCCAGGAGUCUCAGCUCAAUGCUAUGAAACGGCUGCAGAUGGUAAAGAAGAAAGCAGCACAGAAGAAACUGAAGAAAUGAGGAAGAAAAAGCCAGACUAUUAUGUUAAAGAGCAAGUCAAAUCAAAUAUACUUGAAUUUGAAUGUUACUGGUCUGUCAGAAACGGCUUGGUUUGAAGAUGUGCCUCCUUCUUUCUAAACCAGCCACAUUACUGAAAACAAGCUGCUCAUUUUAAUAAUGUGUUUAAUAAAUAACACCUUUUUUA